Molecule: messenger RNA, 4331 nt
Organism: Varanus komodoensis (Komodo dragon)
Lineage: Eukaryota; Metazoa; Chordata; Lepidosauria; Squamata; Varanidae
Gene: DENND2A
Product: DENN domain containing 2A
Exons: 21
Coding region: 295-3630 (1111 amino acids)
Biological process (GO): retrograde transport, endosome to Golgi
Cellular component (GO): actin cytoskeleton
Source: RefSeq, a predicted model, not a curated record
CUUAUGGAGCCGAGAGCUCGCGCAGCCGGGGGAAAACUCCUUUGAAACCGCGAGGAACUCCGCUAACAAAAGGGAGGAAGGAGAGGAGGGGCGAGCGAGGGAGCUAUGCGAGACGAGGCAGCUUCUGUCGCCGCCAAACUGAGGCUGGCGCUUCCCAAGAUGAGAGCGGAAGGCAGAUGGGGGGCAGCCCGCAGACGGUCGUCGAGCAAGGGGAAUUGAGUCAAAUUAGCUUUGCAGACGUGCCUUUCUGUGAGGUGCACCUCCCGGAGUGAAAUAUAAUGGUGGACUGCAGCCAUGCCAGGUGCUGACACAAUGACAGCGAGCACAGUCACCAGCGCGAGCAUCAAGCAUAAUACCAGUGUUUGCAAAAGUACUGAAAGGAUAAGGUUUGCAAGUCUAAAUAAUACAACCACAAAGACAGCAUUUUCUGGUGAGCCUUCAGGGAGGAAGGAUUGGGUCAGCACUGCCACCACGUCUGAGCUGGUAUAUCAAAGAGAGCCACCUGCUGUGGCAAACAGCACCUUGAAAGCACUGGAGAACUUGAUGUUGGACCCAAGACUGGAUUAUUUUCAGCAGAACAUGCUUAGUCCCAAGAUAAUCAUUGGUGACCCAUCUGUAGAUCUCAACAUUCGGGAAAGUAGCAGGAUCAUCAGAAAGCAAAUGGGAGGCACUCAAAACCUUAGGGCUGUUGGGAAAGUUAGUUUGAAAAAUAAGCCCUUGAGUAUCAAGGAUAAGAUUUCAGAGUGGGAAGGGAAAAAGGAAACAGCAUCCUCUGUCUCCAGCUGGAAGGAGGAAGACCAAGGAGUUAAGGAGGAUAUCAGUUCUUUUUUGGGCACAGUGGAGAAGAUGACCAGGGAGAACACAGUAACAAGGGAAAUAGAGACCAGGAGGUUUCUAAACCGCCAGGUAGAAUGUAAAGGGGCAAGCAAAGAGAAUGAGAGACGAUCAGGAACUUUAAAAAGUGCUGGGCAGCCUACUGAGAGAAAGGUAGACUUGAAGCUAAGGGAGGAAGAGCCCGCUUCCAACAUUGGCAAAGGCACUGAGUUGAAGGACAGUAAGAAAGAGGUCCAGAAGGAGAAUGUGUCUGUUCUGAGUCAGGUCAAGAAGCUGGAGCAGGCCUUGAAAGGUGGAUCAGUUGAGCUGCAGCCACAACUACCUGGUACUUAUUAUUCCCCGCAUUGCCUGCAAGAGAAGACUGAUGAGGGUCAGGGCCUCACUGAAGGCCAGGAAAAUGUUGGCCGGCCAGAGCUCAGCAGGCGCCUCCUUUCUGUGGAUUCCGAAGCUAGUGAGCCAAUCUUUGGGACUCUGGAAGAGUUGAAAGCGCCUCAUGCAAAAUGCAAGCCCAGCAAUGAGGAAAAUGUGUAUACAGAGCCAGGAUUGCCGGAGAAGAAACCUUUUAUCAAUCCACUCCCCAAGCCCCGGCGGACUUUCAAGCAUGAGGGCGAGGAGGGAUGGGCUCCUCCAGUUAGGAAUAAGAGGAACUUGCCCCCUCUGCCCUCUAUUCCACCCCCUCCUCUCCCUUCUUCGCCUCCCCCUUCAGCUGUCAGCAGGAGACUGAGGAAUGGAAAGCACAAGGCGAAUGCUGAUCACAGGAAGUCUUAUGAAUUUGAAGACUUGUUGCAGUCCUCUUCUGAGAAUGGUCGGGUGGAUUGGUAUGCUCAAACCAAGCUGGCCCUCACACGCACUUUAUCAGAGGAAAACGUCUAUGAAGAUAUUCUAGAUCCGCCAGCAAAAGAGAACCCCUAUGAAGAUAUUGAGACAAAUAGUCGUUGCCUGGGGAAGAAAUGUGUCCUGAACUUUCCAGCGUCUCCUUCAUCUUCAGUUCCUGGCACACCCACAAAGCUGCUCUCCAAGCCUAUCUUCUUUCGGCAAAACUCUGAACGGCGGAGUUUCAAAUUGUUAGACAUACGGAAAUCGAAUCGGGAUGGGGCAUGUUCUCCUUCCAAAAUCAGUCCCCCUUCCACUCCUAGCAGCCCUGAUGACACGUUCUUCUCCUUGGGGGAUCCUCAGAAUGGCAAGAGGAGGAGAAAAAUUCCUAAGCUGGUGUUAAAAAUCAAUGCCAUUUAUGAGGCACGAAGAGGGAAGAAGCGAGUCAAGAGGCUGUCGCAGUCCACAGAGAGCAGCUCAGGAAGAGUUACUGAUGAAAACAGUGAAUCAGACAGUGAUACAGAAGAGAAGCUCAAAGCUCACAGCCAGCGUCUGGUUCAUGUGAAGUCUCGCCUGAAACAAGCCCCCAGAUACCAAAGUUUGGAGCGGGAUCUGAUCGAGUACCAAGAGAGGCAGCUCUUUGAAUAUUUCGUAGUGGUGUCAUUGCAUAAGAAGCAGGCUUGUGCUCCAUAUGUCCCUGAAGUUACCCAGCAAUUUCCAUUAAAGCUUGAACGCUCCUUCAAAUUCAUGAGGGAGGCUGAGGACCAGCUCAAAGCCAUUCCUCAAUUUUGCUUCCCUGAUGCAAAAGACUGGACACCCGUCUUCCAAUUUACCAGUGAGACCUUCUCAUUUGUCUUGACUAGUGAAGAUGGCAGCCGAAGGUUUGGAUACUGCAGAAGGCUGCUGCCCAGUGGGAAAGGGAAGCGUCUUCCUGAAGUUUACUGCAUUGUGAGCCGCCUUGGAUGUUUCAACCUCUUUUCAAAGAUCCUGGAUGAGGUUGAGAAAAGGCGUGGGAUUUCCCCUGCUUUGGUGCAGCCCCUCAUGAGGAGUGUCAUGGAGGCCCCUUUUCCAGCUCUGGGACGAACCAUCACCAUAAAAAACUUCCUGCCUGGCUCUGGGACAGAGAUAAUAGAGUUGCGUCGACCUCUGGACUCAAGGCUUGAGCAUGUGGACUUUGAGUCCUUGUUUUCCUCACUCAGCAUCCGGCACUUAAGUCGAGUCUUCGCUUCUCUGCUGUUGGAGAGAAGGGUGAUCCUUAUAGCAGACAAACUCAGCACCUUGUCAAAAUGCUGCCAUGCCAUGGUGGCCCUCCUGUACCCCUUCACGUGGCAGCACACCUAUAUUCCGGUGCUCCCCCCUUCCAUGAUUGACAUUGUAUGCUCACCAACUCCCUUUCUGAUUGGUCUGCUCUCCAGCUCGCUGCCCCGCCUCAAGGAGCUGCCAGUGGAAGAGGUCCUUGUGGUUGACCUGGUUAAUAACCGGCUUCUCAGACAGAUGGAAGAUGAAGACUCUAUAUUGCCUCGGAAGUUGCAAGGAGCACUAGAACACAUCCUGGAGCAGAGGAAUGAGCUGGCAAGCGACAAGGAGGAAGGGGCUCUCAAUGGCACACAGGUAGCAUCACCAGAAUCCAGCCCCUUGAACGAUGUGGUGUCAGAAGCUUUUGUCCGCUUGUUUGUGGAGAUUGUGGGACACUACUCCCUUUUCAUGACUACCACAGAGAAAGAAGAACGGGUCCUGCAGCGAGAGGCCUUCCGGAAGUCAGUCUCCUCAAAGAACCUCCGGCGAUUCCUGGAAGUCUUCAUGGAGACUCAGAUGUUUGGUGGCUUCAUUCAGGAAAGAGAGUUGCGAAAACAGGGUGCCAAAGGAUUAUUUGAGGUACGUGCCCAGGAGUACUUGGAAACCCUUCCCAGUGGAGAGCAGAGUGGUGUCAAUAAAUUCUUGAAAGGGCUAGGUAACAGAAUGAAAUUUCUCCACAAGAAAUAAGAUGUCAGAAUACCACUGUUGCAGGGAGAAAGGAUCUUGACUUUUACACUUCAACAAAUGCUGAAUGGAUGCUUUUAAAACCAGUUCCCAUUUGGCUUGCUCCAAAGGUGGGGAAAGUCCAGCCCGGGAGGCAGGCUUGCCUUGGACUUGCGCUUCUAAGCAAAACUGACCAGUGGCCUCCUAAACAGUGUUAAGGGGAUCGUGAAGAUGUUGCCAGACCUGGUCUCUGGCCUGCUACAAAGGACACGCACUGGACAAAGCACUCUAGGAACUCUCUCCAUUAGAACUUUGCAGACCUUCACAGUGGUUUUUAUUUGUUAGUUAUGAAAUGUUUCGAACUGUUCCUUAUUUAUAUUGAUGUUAGGAAGACUAUUAGCUAGUGGCCCUUGUCCUGGCUCCUUUCCCAUGUGGUAGCAGGGGCUUGCGGGAUGGAGGCUGCAUUGACCUGGACCAUCAGGUCAUGAAACAGCCAGAGGACAGGAAAGGGGAAGUGCAGAGGACACUGUGGGCAGAUACCAUGAGGAGAUGAGCCUGAAGAGGGAGAGGCAGAUGAGGGGAGGGGGGUGGGCAGACCACUGAAGUGGCUCAGAACAUUUCACCCAACCAAGCAGGCAACAGGUGACAGAAGAUUUGUUGCCCCUCCUGGAGUCUGAGGAGAUGUACAUACCCCAAAGCUAAGAGACUCAAGUGGUGUAAUUAAA